Molecule: messenger RNA, 2439 nt
Organism: Polypterus senegalus (gray bichir)
Lineage: Eukaryota; Metazoa; Chordata; Cladistia; Polypteriformes; Polypteridae
Gene: ptpmt1
Product: protein tyrosine phosphatase mitochondrial 1
Exons: 4
Coding region: 8-622 (204 amino acids)
Biological process (GO): protein dephosphorylation
Molecular function (GO): phosphatidylglycerophosphatase activity; phosphatidylinositol-4,5-bisphosphate 5-phosphatase activity; protein tyrosine/serine/threonine phosphatase activity
Source: RefSeq, a predicted model, not a curated record
UUGCCCAAUGUUACAGUUUAAAAGCAAUUGCAUUCGUGGAGUCUCGCUCGCCUGGCCAAUUACUCGUAUGAUGGCGGGGUUAGCUGCUCGUUUACUUUUUUAUCCCUCUCUCGCUUAUAACAUUUUCAUGGAGAAAGUGACCGGGAGACGAUGGUAUGACAGGAUCGACGAGACAGUUAUUCUCGGAGCGCUGCCUUUCAAGAGUAUCACGAAAGAGCUGGUUCACAAGCAUAAUGUUAGAGGAGUAAUCACUUUGAACGAAGCAUGGGAAAUUAAGAGCCUCUGCUAUUCAGAACAGGAGUGGAGGGAAGCUGGUGUGGAGUGGUUACAUCUGGCAACUGUGGAUUUCACUGGUGUUCCCAGCCUUGAGCAACUACACAGGGGUGUGUCAUUUGCCCUGAGACACAGGACGAGUGGAAGUAGUAUCUAUGUCCAUUGUAAAGCAGGACGGUCUCGGAGUGCCACUCUGGUUGCAGCAUAUUUAAUAAAGGUGCACUGCUGGACCCCUGAAGAGGCUCGCCAUUUUAUAGCUUCAGUACGUCCACAUAUUCUUAUCCGUCGAGGACAGAUGGCAGUACUGCAUCAGUACCACCGUGAAACUUGCCUUGAGGAUUCUUCCUGAGCAUUAAUGGAGAGUGGUAGAAGUUUCUUCCUGAAUUAGGAAGAAAGCAUGGAUUUUUUUUAUAUUAAAAAUUGUAUGUGUUACACCUAUUUCAGGUUCUUGUAAAAUUAACACAAUUUUAAUAAUGAAGGGCAGCACUUAUUAGUAAGUGGUGUGGAGAUGUCUUCUCAGUGUAGAAGAUUUGGUUUUGAAUAACCCUAUCAACCACUGCUGACUGAAUGUUCUCUCCACAUCUGUAUGGUUGUUUUUUCCCAAAGUCCCAAAGACGUGAAUGUUAAGUUAAUGUGUGACUCUAAGAUGACUUGAAUAUGCUGGUUAAUAGUCUUGUACUUGGUAAACUAUGGCUCCUUGAGAUCAUAAUACUGAAUUAAGCAAGUUUAAUAAAUGUGUGAACGUUAGGUUUGCUCAUAACAAACCAAGAAAGUCACAACAGCAUCUAUAGUAAUUAUUAAUGAAAACUUGUUUAUCCAACAAUAAGUUUACAUGUUUAGGACUUGUAGACUAACAAUUUUAGACAUAUUCUAUAAGACAAUAAAUCUGUAACUGUGUUGAGCUCUACUAAAAGCGGUAGGUACCCUAUCUAGUUUCUGUGAGGUGGCUGUUCAGUUUACCCCCUUGAACACACUUUUCCACACUCUUCUCUUUUGGCUUCUCUCACUUGUUUGUUUUCCAUCAAAAUUUGCUUCUCCUUUUCCUUGCUGUGUAAGAUAUUGCCACCAGGAGAACAGGCUUCUUAAAUCCCCAUCAGUGAAGUACUUUCAGUUAAACCAGGGAUUGGCCUCUGUAAAACUUAAGGGGCUGUACUUCCAUAGUUCCUCUAGUGGCCCCAGGUAUUCUUGCAAGCUCAUCAGCCCUUUUACUGUAUAGUCUUUGGAGAUGAACAAUACCCUUUCCUGCAUUCCACACUGUCCAUCCAUUAUUUAUUUAUUUAUUUAUUUUUUAAAUUUCACACUAUAAGGAUGGGCCUCUUACCUUAAUAUCAUAAUUCCUAGUCAGACCUUGUCUAGAUUGACACUGGAUAAGUAGACAAGACUUGAUAAAUCUGUUUACCCAAAUUAACGUAAAGCAACGUUGUCAUUCUGAUUUCCUUGAUUCACUAUUAUGGGAAGUUUUUAUACUUUGUUCUAAAGUUCAGGAUCUGAUGUAUGAAUAGUUUAUUGUGGCAUAUAUUGACAUGCAUAGUUGUUAUGUAACAUUUUAAUUUUAAACAUUUUGAUUUACUGAUAGAGAAAACCAUAGUCCAUUUUUACUGUAUACAAUAAAUUAUUUUAUUCAUAGAUUCAGUUUCCAUUUAGAAGCAAGUUGGUUCUGCUUUAACUAGAAGGCAUUUUCUCAUCAGUUAACAGUCCUUUCGUACUUAAUUUAGAAUCUAGUAGAGACCAGCAUUCCCAGAAUAGUCCUGCUGGACCUGACUUAAAGGAUUAUGCUCAUCAUCAUAUGCUCAGUCCUGUGUGACUUGCAUUUCAUUUCCUGUUUAUGAUGUGUGUUUAACAAUAUUUUAGCAAAAAAUGCAUGUGUUUUCCAUGUUUUGAGCAAAUGACUGGUUAACUGAAAUGUGAAUUAUGCAAGAUUUUUUUUUUUUCCAUAAAUAUUUUGUAUAUUGUUUGCAUUUUCAUCAUUGGCUUGUACUAUAUCAUCAUCUUUAUCUUUGUUCUCCUUGAAAAAUUUUUUUUUAUUGUAAUCACUGAAAAUAGGGUAAAUGAUAAUUCACACAUGUACUUUUUGGGUGGAGUAUUCCUUUAAAUGUUUUGCAACAUAGUAAGUUACUGGAGGUCAACGAACAAAGACGCUGUAAUAAAAUAAUUUAAACCUUGAAA